Microplitis demolitor is the source of this 456-nucleotide messenger RNA. RefSeq lists its product as uncharacterized. The record is from RefSeq and is a predicted model, not a curated record. The transcript has a single exon. Bases 1 to 456 code for a protein of 151 amino acids. NCBI's taxonomy places the organism in Eukaryota, Metazoa, Arthropoda, Insecta, Hymenoptera, Braconidae.
AUGAGCGGAGCGUUAUAUGGCAUAGAUAUCGACGACCUAGAAAAGACGAUGGAAGAGAAGAAGAGAGGAGGAACAAUGAUUGGGAACCAACGAAUACAUGUCAUGAAAUAUGCGGAUGAUGUGGCGCUAGUUGCGGACACAGAAGAGGAGCUAAGAGGGAUGCUGAAAGAGCUGGAAAUAUACACAGAAGAGAAUAAGAUGGAGGUGAACGUGAAAAAAACAAAAAUUCUAAUAUGCAGAAAUGGAGGUAGAAAAAAGAAGGGAAAGAAAUGGAUGUAUAAAGGAAGUGAGGUCGAAGAAGUCAAAGAAUUUAAAUAUCUCGGGUACCAUUUCACCACAAGGAAUAGCGCAGGGAAACAAAAAAAAGGAACUAGCACAAAAAGCACAAAAGGCCACAAAUGCAGUAUGGGGAAUGAUAAAAAGGAGCAAAAAGAACAGCAUGAGCAAAAAAUAUAA